This is a messenger RNA of Trifolium pratense (red clover), 2228 nucleotides long. Its product is annotated as phosphoinositide phospholipase C 6-like. The transcript is spliced from 9 exons. The record is from RefSeq and is a predicted model, not a curated record. Gene Ontology annotation, biological process: phosphatidylinositol-mediated signaling; lipid metabolic process. Gene Ontology annotation, molecular function: phosphatidylinositol-4,5-bisphosphate phospholipase C activity. Lineage: Eukaryota; Viridiplantae; Streptophyta; Magnoliopsida; Fabales; Fabaceae. Bases 344 to 2179 code for a protein of 611 amino acids.
CAAAACAUAUAUACAUGACCUUAAAAAUUUGAGUCUUUGUCCUGUUUUUUAAGUCAAUGUUUCUGUGCUUUCUAUAAUAUCAUUACAUUGUGUGAAUACUAAUCACAGCAUUAGAUGCUAUUCUCACUAUGUUAAUGGAUAUAAUUGUUAGUUAUGUUGAUAUACAAAAAGAUGAUUGAACAUUGAUAUUUUAUUUUUGAAGAUAGAAACAAGCAUGGUAGUUAGUACAGUGAGAAAGAGAUUCUUCUUUGAAGCAUCUUUGAUUUUCUCUAAUUCAUAUCCUUAGUUCAUGCAUUAUAUAAGUGCAUGCUUUAGAGGAACACAUUGAGGUGAAGAAAGAGAUAUGGGAAAUAAAAUGGUAACAUACAAUAAGUACAAAAGUUUCUUGUUCUUUAUCAAAAAGUACAAGCUGACUGAGCUAGUUCCACCUGAGGACCUCAAGGAGGUUUUCUCCAAGUUUGCCGGAGGGGGAUCACAUAUGUCGGUAGAGCAGCUAUAUCGGUUUCUUGUGGAGCAUCAAGGCGAGGAGAAUUUCACCUUAUCGGAUUCGGAGAAGAUUGUCGACAAGGUUUUGCAACUGAGAAGGACACAUCAGGAAAUGGUUCAUGGUGAUCAAAAUAGAGAAACGGAAAUUACCCUCGAUGAUAUCUUUCGAUUUUUUCUCCUAGAUGAAUUCAACAGUCCUUCGAAAACUGAGGUACAUCAUGAUAUGAAUGCUCCAUUGUCACAUUAUUUCAUAUACACAGGACACAAUUCCUAUCUUACUGGAAAUCAGCUGAGCAGUGAUUGCAGCGAAGAGCCAAUCAUAAAGGCGUUGCAACGAGGCGUGCGUGUUAUAGAACUCGAUUUAUGGCCAACUACUAAUAAAGAUGAUAUUAAAGUUGAUCAUGGAUGGACUCUUACCAAUCCUGUAUCACCUAUCAAAUGUUUGGAGUCUAUAAAGAAAUAUGGUUUUGUUGCAUCUCAAUAUCCAGUGAUCAUAACUAUAGAAGAUCAUCUUACCGAAGAACUUCGAGCAAAAUUCGCAGAAAUGGCAACUCAAAUAUUUGGAGAAAUACUUUAUUAUCCUCAACCAGAAGAAUGUUUAAGUUUAACCGAAUUCCCUUCACCGGAAUCAUUGAAAAAUCGAGUUAUUAUAUCAACCAAACCUCCGAAAGAACGUUUUGAGUCCAACCGAAUCAAGGACAACAGAAACUAUCCUGCUCUAGAUGGAAGUAGUACUGAAUCAUCAGAAGAUGAAUCAUCGGGAAAGGAAUCACCGGACUCCACAAUUGAAGUGGAGAUUAAGAGCACGGUGAAAAAUAAUGGACGUGAUCGCGAUGAGGGAGACACGAGUUCAUGUGAAUGUGAUCGAAGAUUAUCUCAAGAGUGUUCACCUGAUUACAGAACUAUAAUAACAAUUCAUAAUAAGAAACUCAAGGGUAGCUUGAAAGAUAAAUUAAAAACGGACGGUGAACUUAGACGCUUAAGUUGGAGCGAAACAACCUUAGAAAAAGCUUCGGAAUCUCACGGAACAGACAUCAUUAGGUUCACACAGAAAAAUAUCCUUAGGGUAUACCCUAGGGCGACACGUGUCAAAUCCACAAAUUUCAAACCACAUCUUGGGUGGAUGUAUGGAGCUCAGAUGGUUGCAUUCAAUAUGCAGGGGCUUGGAAAAUCACUCUGGUUGAUGCAGGGUAUGUUUAGAGCAAAUGGAGGAUGUGGUUAUGUGAAAAAGCCUGAAAUUCUAAUGCAGAAGCUUCAAUGUGACAAUGAGUUUGAUCCUAAAAUGAUAAUGCCAGUGAAAAAGACAUUAAAGUUAAAAAUAUACAUGGGACAUGGUUGGAGCUUAGAUUUUAGUCCUACACAUUUUGAUAUGUUCUCUCCACCAGAUUUUUAUACAAAGGUUAGUAUUGUUGGUAUGCCUGCUGAUGUUGCAAAGAAGAAGACAAAGGUAAUCAUGGACAACUGGUUUCCUGUGUGGAAUGAAGAGUUUGAAUUCCCUUUGACUGUUCCAGAACUUGCUUUACUUCAGAUACAAGUUAAGGACAAAGAUCAAGGAGGAAAAGAUGACUUUGCUGGUCAAACAUGUUUACCAGUUUCAGAGCUAAAACUUGGUUUUAGAUCAGUCCCUUUGUAUAAUGAAAAGGGAGAACAAUUUAAAUCUGUAAAGUUGUUAAUGAGGUUUCAAUUUGAAUGAAUUGUAGAGAUAAUUAAUUCAUCUAUUGGAUAUACAUCUUUGUUCUUUA